CGACAAAUGGAUAGGAUUUGAAGGAUAAGAAGUGGCUGCAGCCCCCAAACCAAACUCGUUCUUAAAUCGGAAAUUUAAGCCAUCACCGCUCAUAAUUUCUUCUCUAUAAAUACCAAUAGCUGAAGAAAGUAGUAGACAUUGAACUGAAUCAGAGAAAUUAAGAUGGAGGGGAUUCAGCACAAAACAGUGAGAGUAAAUGGCAUAAACAUGCACUUAGCAGAGAAAGGGGAAGGCCCAGUGAUACUAUUCCUUCAUGGUUUCCCUGAGCUCUGGUACUCUUGGCGUCACCAGAUCAAUGGUUUAGCCUCCCUUGGCUACCGAGCCUUGGCCCCUGACCUCCGUGGCUAUGGCGAAACCGAUGCACCACCCUCCAUCGCUAGCUACACUUGCUUCCACCUCGUGGGGGACCUCAUCGCCCUCCUUGACGCCGUUGCACCGGAUCAGAAUAAAGUGUUCGUGGUUGGUCAUGAUUGGGGUGCCAUCAUUGCUUGGUACUUGUGCUUGUUCAGACCGGACAGAGUAAAAGCUUUGUUCAAUUUGAGUGUGCCGUUUAUUCCUUAUAAUCCAAGAUUUAAACCCAUCGAGACCUGGCAAUCUUUCUUUGGGAAUGACCAUUACAUCGUCAGGUUUCAGGAGCCUGGAGUAAUGGAAGCAGAAUUUGCAGAGAUUGGUGUGGGAAGAGCUGUAUUGGAGUUACUAUCGUACCGUGUACCAAAUCCUCUUUAUUUACCAAAAGGAAAUCUGUUCGGGCAUCCAUUAGAUGAUCCAGUUGAUUUGCCCCCUUGGUUAUCACACCAAGAUGCCAACUACUAUGCCACCCAAUUUGAGAGAACAGGCAUUAGUGGUGCUCUCAACUAUUACCGUAACUUUGAUCGAAACUGGGAAAUAUCAGCCCCAUGGUCUGGAAGUCAAAUUAAGGUCCCCGUAAAGUUUGUCAUGGGUGAUCUCGAUCUUGUUUACACUAUGCCUGGUAUGAAGGAAUACAUUCACAAUGGCGCGUUCAAGAGAGAUGUACCAUUUCUGGAGGAAGCAGUUGUAAUGAAAGGAGUUACUCACUGGAUCAACCAAGAAAAGCCUGAUGACAUCAACAAACAAAUGUUUGAUUUCUUCUCCAAGUUUGGUGGAUUUGUUUUCUUCAUCUCUUCCUCUUUAGCUGGUAUUGAGAAUCCUGUUGGUGUAUAUCAUCCUCGUCCAUACAAAAUGGAUGUGGUUUCCCAAUGUCUCCCUAAGAUUUUACAUUCCAACAAGUUUUUGCUCAACUCUCAAGCCAUCUCAACACCAACCAAAUCCGAACGGCAGAUUCAAUUGCCCCCUCGAAUUCUGAAACAAUCGUCGAAAACAACACCACCAGCCAUUCCUACUCCAACUAGCAAACCCAUGUCGACCAACCCAAGUACUAGCAGCCACACAACCUCCGAUAUUUUGCGCUUAAUGGAUAGCCUUUCCCUUCCCAUACCACCUGAUAUAUAUGCUUCCCUGAUCAAAGAAUGUACCAUCACCCGCCACUCCCGGAGGGCUCUCGAGUUACAUGCACACAUCAAAAAGAGCCGUAUCAAGCUCUCCUUACCUUUGCUUAACCGCCUCCUUCUCGUGCAUGUCUCAUGCGGUCACCUGGAACUUGCCCGUCAGUUGUUCGAUCAGAUGUUUCUUAGAGACUUCAACUCUUGGGCAAUCAUGAUUGUUGCAUGUCUCCACGCUGGUGACUCUGAACAGGCUAUUGCUUAUUUCGUGCUUAUGGAACAGCGCAAUCUUAUCUUCAAAUUUCCUGCCUGGAUCAUCGUAUGUCUUCUCAAGUCAUGUGUUUUGACAAAUAAUAUGGAAUUAGGAAAGCAACUGCAUGGGCAGUUACUCAAGUUGGGUUUUAGCAAUGAUUUGUCUCUAUCUGGGUCCUUAAUCAACUUUUAUGGAAACUUCAGUUGCCUAGAUGAUGCCAACUAUGUAUUUAAUCAAUUGUCACGACGUAAUACUGUGACUUGGACAGCAAAAAUCGUUAAUAGCUGUAGGGAGGAUCAAUUCAGUAAGGUUAUUGAUGAUUUUAUUGAGAUGGGCAGACAGGGUAUUAAGAAAAAUAGCUUUACUUUUUCAAGUGUUUUAAAGGCAUGUGCUGGGAUGAAUGAUGACGGUAUGUCCGGUCGGCAGGUUCAUGCCAAUGCUAUCAAGCUUGGUUUAGAAUCAGAUGUUUUCAUACAAUGCGGAUUGAUCAACAUGUAUGGUAAAUGCAGAUUGGUGAAAGAUGCUGAAAAGGCAUUUGAGAUUGUUGGUGAUAAAAGAAAUAUAGCAUGUUGGAAUGCCAUGCUUCUGGGCUAUGUACAUAAUGAGUUCUGUAUUCAGGCCAUUAAACUUCUGUAUCGAAUGAAAGAAGCUGGAAUCAAGGUUCAAGAAUCAUUGAUCAAUGAUAUCAGAGAAAUUAAGAUGGAGGGGAUUCAGCACAAAACAGUGAGAGUAAAUGGCAUAAACAUGCACUUAGCAGAGAAAGGGGAAGGCCCAGUGAUACUAUUCCUUCAUGGUUUCCCUGAGCUCUGGUACUCUUGGCGUCACCAGAUCAAUGGUUUAGCCUCCCUUGGCUACCGAGCCUUGGCCCCUGACCUCCGUGGCUAUGGCGAAACCGAUGCACCACCCUCCAUCGCUAGCUACACUUGCUUCCACCUCGUGGGGGACCUCAUCGCCCUCCUUGACGCCGUUGCACCGGAUCAGAAUAAGGUGUUCGUGGUUGGUCAUGAUUGGGGUGCCAUCAUUGCUUGGUACUUGUGCUUGUUCAGACCGGACAGAGUGAAAGCUUUGUUCAAUUUGAGUGUGCCGUUUAUUCCUUAUAAUCCAAGAUUUAAACCCAUCGAGACCUGGCAAUCUUUCUUUGGGAAUGACCAUUACAUCGUCAGGUUUCAGGAGCCUGGAGUAAUGGAAGCAGAAUUUGCAGAGAUUGGGGGAAGAGCUGUAUUGGAGUUACUAUCGUACCGUGUACCAGAUCCUCCUUAUUUACCAAAAGGAAAUCUGUUCGGGCAUCCAUUAGAUGAUCCAGUUAAUUUGCCCCCUUGGUUAUCACACCAAGAUGCCAACUACUAUGCCACCCAAUUUGAGAAAACCGGCAUUAGUGGUGCUCUCAACUAUUACCGUAACUUUGAUCGAAACUGGGAACUAUCAGCCCCAUGGUCUGGAAGUCAAAUUAAGGUCCCCGUAAAGUUUGUGAUGGGUAAUCUCGAUCUUGUUUACACUAUGCCUGGUAUGAAGGAAUACAUUCACAAUGGCGCGUUCAAGAGAGAUGUACCAUUUCUGGAGGAAGCAGUUGUAAUGAAAGGAGUUACUCACUGGAUCAACCAAGAAAAGCCUGAUGACAUCAACAAACAAAUGUUUGAUUUCUUCUCCAAGUUCCAUUAA
This is a messenger RNA of Durio zibethinus, 3372 nucleotides long. Its product is annotated as epoxide hydrolase 1-like. Gene Ontology annotation, molecular function: catalytic activity. The record is from RefSeq and is a predicted model, not a curated record. NCBI's taxonomy places the organism in Eukaryota, Viridiplantae, Streptophyta, Magnoliopsida, Malvales, Malvaceae.